UUGUUUUUUAGUCCAUUUUUGAGAUUUGGUGGAAUAGGGUUCCUUUUUCUUUCUUUCCCUUUUUUUUCCUCCCUAAAUGCAGGGGUGAUGGGGUUGUUAUUUUGUUGUUCUUGCCUUACUGGUUUGCAUGGAUGGAAGCUCACUGUACUCUGUAUGUACAGACUAUCUUCUGAGUUAACUAACACUCCAGCUCGCAGCCCACUAAAGCCAUUCUUGCAGUUUGGUAGUAAAUAUUGUAGCUCCGGGUGUUUUCAAAACACCGCGAUUGUACAGAAAGUGACAGGAUUUGCUCUGAACCCUUCCUUCCUGCUGUUCCCGAGUAGAGGGACGCCUGCCGUGAUUCGUCUUGGAGACCUUAAAAAAGAAUAAAACCCGGAAUACUUUGGGGGUGGUUCUGGGAUAAAUAGAGGACUGGUGGGGAGAGUAAAAGAGUGAAUUACAUUUUCUCUUCCCACCAUUUCCCCCCUCCCUGUUUCUUCCUAACCCCUUCCCCCUACUCCCGGUACUGGCAGACCCCAUGUGUUCUUUGCCACCUUUCUGACGUGAAGACAUUAUUUCGAAAAGAAGGUAAUUAUAGAACAUCUAAAUGUCCAUACAAGUGUCUUUCCCCAGCUACUAAGGGUUGGGAGAUGUAGUAGUCCCCCAGUGAACCCCUCCCCCAGCCAAACUCUUUUGUUUUCACAAAUCAAAUCAGGCUGCUAAACUCUCAAUUAGCACGACAGUUAACACGUCAGUAUUCCCCGGGUUUAGUAGUUUAACAGUUUGGGGACUAUCGGAUCCCCGCUUAGGGUGCAAAGGGAGAAGAUAAGUUUAUUCUGAACAGGACAAACCUGACUCAUUAGUGGCCUGCAAACUGCGUUACUAAUUUCCCUCCAACCUGAUUCGAUCGGUGUUGGCCAAACUUCUAAGGAAAGAAGUUCUGUGCAGUGACAGAGGGCAAGAAAGUGUUUCUGGACAGUGGGGUGGCCAACGGGACCGGAAUACUUCGUGCCCACUUGGCUACAAAGACACCAGAGGACUUCGAUUACCUUUGGCCAGAAGCAAACCAAGAUGACUUUCAGUGUGGGUCUGUGGAGUAAACCAGCUGGCGUUUAUUUAUACGUGGAUCGCACUUUCCUUGCCUUUGGGGAAUGUUUCUGCAUAUGAAUAAAAAAGAUUGUGGGAGGAAAAAUUAUCAGGAAGUGGUUCUCCAAACUCUCUGAACAUGCAAGCUCCAACAAGGGAAGCAAAUGAUGAAUAAGCAAUACUAAAUUUGACGGUGAGAACAUGUAUAUGAGUAUGACAGAGCCGAGCCAGGACUAUGUGCCAGCAAGCCAGUCUUACCCUGGUCCAAGUCUUGAAAAUGAAGACUUUAACAUUCCUCCUAUUACACCCCCUUCACUACCUGACCAUUCGCUGGUGCAUCUGAAUGAAGUAGAGUCUGGUUAUCACCCUCUUUGUCACCCAAUGAACCAUAAUGGGCUGCUUCCAUUCCAUCCGCAAAAUAUGAACCUACCUGAAAUUACUGUAUCCAACAUGCUGGGCCAAGAUGGAACACUGCUUUCAAACUCAAUUUCUGUGAUGCAAGAUAUACAGAGUACAGAAGGAGCUCAAUAUAGUUCCCAUCCUCAGAUGGCAGCCAUGAGACCAAGGGUUCAGCCUGCAGAUAUUAGGCAGCCAGGAAUGAUGCAGCAUGGUCAGCUGACUACCAUUAACCAAUCACAGCUCAGUGCACAGCUUGGUUUGAAUAUGGCGGGAAACAAUGUUCCCCAUAACUCACCAUCUCCACCUGGAAGCAAGUCGGCAACUCCUUCGCCAUCCAGUUCAGUCCAUGAAGAUGAAGGGGAUGAUACCACUAAGAUAAAUGGUGGAGAGAAAAGGCCUGCUUCUGAUAUGGGAAAGAAACCAAAAACUCCCAAAAAGAAGAAGAAGAAGGACCCAAAUGAGCCUCAGAAACCUGUGUCUGCCUAUGCAUUAUUCUUCCGAGAUACCCAGGCAGCCAUCAAAGGCCAAAAUCCAAAUGCUACUUUUGGUGAAGUCUCUAAAAUUGUGGCCUCAAUGUGGGAUGGUUUAGGAGAGGAGCAAAAACAGGUCUACAAAAAGAAAACUGAAGCAGCAAAGAAAGAAUACCUGAAGCAGUUAGCUGCAUACAGAGCAAGCCUCGUAUCCAAGAGUUACAGUGAACCUGUUGAUGUUAAAACAUCCCAGCCUCCUCAGCUGAUUAAUUCUAAACAGUCAGUGUUCCAUGGGCCCACUCAAACUCAUUCAGCUCUCUACCUAAGUUCCCACUAUCAUCAGCAGCCGGGAAUGAAUCCUCACGUAACUGCCAUGCACCCUAGUCUCCCCAGGAACAUAGCACCGAAACCUAAUAACCAAAUGCCAGUGACUGUGUCUAUAGCCAACAUGGCAGUGUCUCCUCCUCCUCCCCUUCAGAUCAGCCCACCUCUUCACCAGCAUCUCAAUAUACAGCAACACCAGCCAAUCACAAUGCAGCAGUCAAUUGGAAACCAACUACCAAUGCAGGUCCAGUCUGCCUUACAUUCACCCACAAUGCAACAAGGGUUUGCUCUUCAACCUGACUAUCAGACUAUUAUCAAUCCCACAUCUACUACUGCACAGGUUGUAACCCAAGCAAUGGAGUAUGUACGUUCAGGCUGCAGAAAUCCUCCGGCACAGACCGUGGACUGGAAUAAUGACUACUGCAGUAAUGGGAGCAUGCAGAGGGACAAAGCGCUGUACCUUACCUGAAAAUCAGAUCGCCUCUUCUUUCCAAGAAGGAAUGCAGGGAAGUCUUUUCACCAUGGAUUGCUUUGUGCAAUCAAGGCAGUUCUGCAAUUUAUUAGAAAAUACAAGUUGCUAAGCACUUAGGACUAUUUGAGCUUGUGGGUCACCCACCCUGGGAAAAAAAAAAUAGUCAUGCUUCUUUCUUUAUUGUUUCUCUCUCUCUCUCUCCCAUCCCCAUCCCUCUAAAUACUUUACGGACAUUGUUUUUCUUCUUCCCUGAGGGAAACUUGGACCAUUCAGAUUUUAUGUUGGUUUUUUGUUGUGAAGUGCUUCGCUAUAGUAACUGCCUUAGCAACUGUAGACGUCUCGGAUUAAAGUCCUGGAUUUUCCAUUGGUUUUCAUAAUGGGUGUUUAUAUGAAACUACUAAAGACUUUUUAAAUGGCUUGAUGUAGCAGUCAUAGCAAGUUUGUAAAUAGCAUCUAUGUUACACUCUCCUAGAGUAUAAAAUGUGAAUGUUUUUGUAGCUAAAUUGUAAUUGGAAACUGGCUCAUUCCAGUUUAUUGAUUUCACAAUAGGGGUUAAAUUGGCAAACAUUCAUAUUUUUACUUCAUUUUUAAAAAACAACCAACUGACUAAUAGUUCUAUAUUUUCAAAAUAUUUGAGAAAAAAUAUUCCCAAAUGAUUUUAAUUUAAAAACCAAUUGGCUUUGUCUCAUUGAUCAGACAAAAAAUAUUUUGGGGGAAGCGCAAACACAUUUAUUUUGUACUGCAGAAAAAAAAAAUUGCUUUUUUUGUAUCACUUUUUGUGUAAUGGUUAGUAAAUGUCAUUUAAGUCCUUUUAUGUAUAAAACUGCCAAAUGCUUACCUGGUAUUUUAUUAGAUGCAGAAACAGAUUGGAAACAGCUAAAUUAUAACCUUUACAUAUGGCUCUGUAUUAUUGUUUCUUCAUACUGUGUCUGUAUUUAAUCUUUUUUUAUGGAACCUGUUGCGCCUAUUUAUGAAAUAAUAAAUAUAGGUGUUUGUAAGUAAAUUUGUUAGCAUUUUAAAGAGGUUUCUUUGAUGUUUUAACUUUUGCUGGCAAAAAAAAUAUUCGCACCUGGUGUGAAUACUUUAUUAUUUAGUUUUUACAGUGACAUGAAUAAAGCCAAACCUGCUUUUCAUUUAGCAGCAAAUGAAAAUAACCAAUCCUUAUUUCUGCAUUUCUUUAGUUGGUGUAAAAGCAAAAAAAAAAAAAAAAAAAAAAAAAAAAAAAAAGAAAAAGAAAAAAGCAAAAAAAAAAAGAAAAAAGAGAUCCUAUUUAAGAACUUCCCUUCUUAAUCCAAUGAAACAGGGAACUACCCUAAAAGACACACGAACCACAAGACUAAACAAACAAAAGGGUCCUCCAUCCAAAAAGGGUUACUUCUUGGUUCUCAGUCCAGUUUUAGUUAAUAAAGAAAAUUUUAAAGUAAAAGAAAAGCAAAAUAGAGAAAACCAGCCUGAACUGACUAAAAUGCCUCCUCCAGUUACAUUUAAUGGACAUUCAGAAAGCUUAUGAAAAUGAAUGAAUUAGGGUUGGGGUAGGGGUGGGAGUGGGGUGGGGGAUAAAGGGUGUGGAAAGAAGGAAGUUAAGGGAAACAUAGCCGUCUAAAAUGCCUCCAAAAAUGAAAAAUGAGUGGCCAAAGCAGCAGGGAGAAAGAAAAAGAAACUCAGAAGCAAAAGUCAAUCAUAAAGAAUGAGGUUCUUGUUGUCCUUUGUGACUACUACAUGCCUCUUCACUCUCCAAAAGCCCUAUGUUUGUCAGAGGAAUUCCGUGGGUGCAAGAGACCUGCAGGAGAACAGAGGACUACUGGAAUCUAGCUGGACAUAUGCACGGCUUUUAGAUCAAAGAGCUCUAGCAAAACAGACCCUUAUGGAAGAUUGUAUCCAGGAAGCUAGUCUAGUUGGUAAUUAAGGGAAUGGCUGAUGUCUCUUUCAUGCAGUGUGUGAAAUAAACUUAGCAAUUUAACUAAAUACAAAUAUAUGCAUUGUGUAAUCCAGUCAGAAUAAAAAAGACAAAAGGUAUGCUUGCUUUGGAAUGAUUUUAGGCAUUGUACAACCUUGAAUCACUUGAGCAUGUAAUAACUAAUAAAUAAUGCAGAUCCAAUGUGAUUAUUAAAAUGACUGUAGCUGAGAGCUCUAAUUUUCCUGUCUUGAAACUGUAUAAGAACUCAUGUGAUUGAGUUCACAGCUUAUUGUUUGUCUGUUUAGCAUUUUAGAAAUAUACCAGCACUACUAAUUACCUAAUGUCUUUUAUUUAUUAUAUUAUGAUAAAGUAAAAUUUUGAGUCGCAUUAAUUCUAAAAUGAGAAGGUAAUUACUAGAGUGAGAACAACCCGAUUUGACUUUGACAGGCAGUUUGUACAGGAAAGUAUUAUGUUGUUUAUGGCCUUUCUAGAGCAGGUGUACAACCAGGGUAGGAAGAGUGUUGAAAUUCAAUACCAAAUACAGUAAAAACAUAAAUGUAAAUAAAAGAAAAUACAUCAUGAAUAAAAAUGCUUAUCAUGUGUGACCGGA
Molecule: messenger RNA, 5237 nt
Organism: Antechinus flavipes (yellow-footed antechinus)
Lineage: Eukaryota; Metazoa; Chordata; Mammalia; Dasyuromorphia; Dasyuridae
Gene: TOX
Product: thymocyte selection associated high mobility group box
Exons: 9
Coding region: 1267-2727 (486 amino acids)
Biological process (GO): leukocyte differentiation; regulation of transcription by RNA polymerase II
Cellular component (GO): nucleus
Molecular function (GO): chromatin DNA binding
Source: RefSeq, a predicted model, not a curated record